Ceraceosorus guamensis is the source of this 2798-nucleotide messenger RNA. RefSeq lists its product as hypothetical. The record is from RefSeq and is a predicted model, not a curated record. NCBI's taxonomy places the organism in Eukaryota, Fungi, Basidiomycota, Exobasidiomycetes, Ceraceosorales, Ceraceosoraceae. The transcript has 2 exons. Bases 304 to 2673 code for a protein of 789 amino acids.
UUCUCACCAUUAAAGCAACCGCGCCCCCAGCUCGUCCAAGUGACGCAAUCAUAUACCGCUCAUCGAUCGCUCAUCACUCAUUUUGAUUCAAUAUUCGUGAUUCGGCACCUCGCGUCGGCCUGAAAUUGGCGCGACGAACGAUCAAUCAAUCCAUCGCACGCACGCGAAUCACAGAAAGCGGCGAGCGGCGAGCGGAAAAUCCGUUCACGCAAUCAUCCUUCUACUCCUCACUCGUCGCAUCCACCCCACCCCGCCCCAACCCACUCAACCUCACACUCACACUCACACUGUGCUGCAUUCACAAUGUCCAGCCUCGAGCACGACAAGAAGGCUGCCAAAGCUGAAAAGCGAGCGGCAAAGGAGGCAAAACGCGCGAACAAGGCCCUUCAAGCUGCUGCUGCUCCUCCUCCUCCUCCCCCUGCCUCCUUUGAUGCAGAGUUGGCCGCCAUGUUCUCCAACGCUCAACCUGCCUACUCGUCACUCGACACCUCCACUCAACAUGCAUCCGACAAAGCACCAUCACAUACGCAGCGCACUCAAGGCACUCGAUCAGCGCCACACUCGUCCACGCAAAACACAAAGAGACGCAAAGUGAGAUCAGAGGCUGAAGGUGAGCGGCAAGCGCCCGCACUGAGUGGUGGGCCAUGGUUGAGCGAUACGGACAGCGGAGAGAGCGAAUUGCAAGCCUUGUCCGAUGACAAGGCGCAACAGCGACGGCCCCAUGGCGACGAGGGCGGGAAAAGCGACGGGGAGGAAGGCGGAUCAGUGGAGUUGGUCCAUGAGUCCAUCCUGGCCGCUCGCAAGUCCGCCAAGAAGGGCAACAAUGGAGCGGCGCAUCCCUCAUCUGCAGAAGGGGCGGCCGCAAGCGAGCCCAAGGUCGUCGAAGCAGCCGGUGAAGACGACGGGAACAGUGAAAGCGCUCGAGCGAUCCGAGAUGCGCGGACGCUAUUCGUCGGCAAUAUUCCCUUGGCAGUCAUGUCGUCCAAGGCUCUGCGCAGGAAGCUCCUUCGUCAUCUUCAGCUCUGCUCUCCCUGGCCCUCUCGCACUUUGUUGGAGAAAUUGCGCUUUAGGAGCGUUCCAUUCGCAGUGCCCACAGGAGACUAUACCGCGCAGAAUGUCGAGGAGGCCAACGCCAAAGCAAAGAGGAGAGAGAGGGCUAGAGUGUGGAAGCAUGAGAAGGAGGAAGGUGCUGGAUCGGCACCCGCUCAAAAGUUCCUCACGCCUGCUCAAAAAAGAAAGGUGGCUUUCAUCAACGAGGAGCUCAACCAACAAGCUCAUUCCGUCAAUGCCUACGUCACAAUCGCGAUGCUGGACAGCGCAGAUGCAGACUCGCCCGCUGCAUCGGACUUCGAGAAGAAUCUUAAUGCGCAAGGCAUCGCUGCCCUCACCGCUCACCAAGCAGAUGGCACCGUGUUCGAAGGGCGACACUUGCGCGUGGACAUUAGCGCUGCUAUCCCAGCAUCUCAUCGAGGCGGUCUGCCACCAACCUCGUCCCUUGGCACUCCACGAUCGGAUGUGCAGGAUGCUCCAUUCACCGCAUUCGUCGGUGGUCUGGACUACAAUGCGGACGAAGAGAAAUUGUGGACCUGGUUCGACCUGCUUCUGAUCAACGAGAUGGGAACGCCUCCUACAUGGGAAGCGCUCGAGGACAGCAAGAUUUGGAAACGUAUGCCUGCACCUGAAUCUCGCGCAACGGAUGGAUCUGGCGCUGGUCAAAGCGAAGUGCAGAAGGGAAAAGAGAGCGAUGCGGAUACGUCAGACGGGUCAGACGAAGAGGAGUCCGGUCCCACGUCAAAGGCAACACAUUCGGACAAGAAGGCGUGCCCACCAGUGCCACAGCGCGGCAGCUCGUGGGUCAGAUCGAUUCGAUUGGUCCGAGACAAUGCGACGCAAUUGGGCAAAGGGUUCGGAUACGUCAGAUUCGCGAGCGAGAGCUGCGUAGACGAGGUUCUGGCACUCGCGGCGCAGGACGAAGCCGUGCUUGGCAGUCGCCAUACAGGUGCUGGCGGUGGGGACCGGAAUGCAAAAGCAUCGCAGGCUCGCGCUGCAGGGGUCAAGGAGUACAGAAGAAAGAUGAAGUUUGAAGGUCGACCUAUUCGCGUAUCCAAGUGCAAAAUGACCACAAAGAAUUCUGGUGCUGGAAGACGCGCACUCGAUCAAAAGAAGCAGAGGGAGGAGCUCAAGAGGAAACGCAGCGUCGAUGGCGAUGCGCAGGAAUCUCUCUCAACACCAUCCAGGGUGAGAAGUGCAGGAGCUCCUACACCUGGCGGAUCUUCGCCUGGACAAAAGAAGAGCGCUACAGUUGCGGACACGCCUACUCAGCAUCGACUCUCCUCUUCUUCAAAGCAAGUGGCCAACCCUGGCCCAUCCAUUCCGUACGACGCAGCCAAGCAGGCGCGCAUAGAAGCAAAAAGAAAAGAUCCGGAGAGAUUGAAGAGGAGGGCAGAGAAGAAGGAAAAGAAGAGAGCUGAAGAAGCUGAGGUCAGGAAGCUGAGGGAUGUGCUGGGAGAUGAGGCUGAUGGCAAGCGCAAAGGCAAGGUGAGGAUUGAGAUGAAGCAGAAAAAGCGGGUCCCCAAUGGAUCCGAAAAGGGCAAAAAGGCGGAACGGAAAAAGAAGAGCUCGUCGAGUGAAGCUCGCGGUGCUAAGAGCGCUGCGAUGGGUCGCAGAGCUUGAAGAGCACGCUGUCGGUCGGAUGCAAUGACAUGAGUCAGAAGACAGAUUUUUGCUGGUCGCUUGCGCUGUGUCAAGAUCAUGCCUUUUAAAAACUCGUUUAAGCCCAGCACUCCACGUUUAGCAGC